AUGACGUCCGCAGCAUUCAAAGGGUUAACACUGAGCCGAGGAUUAGAAAUAUGCAGAGCUGCUGAGGUGGCAGCAAGACAGUUGAGCGUUAUUAGUGGGGCCAAUAGUAGUCAAUCAUUAGAAGUUCUAGAAAUACAAAAACAGAAAAAACAUCAAUCAAAUAGAAACCAGCAGCCGAAAUCUGCUCCUCAGUAUACAGCUGAUCCUGGUCAGUCUUACCGAAAUCAUCCCCAGACGUCAGGAAAUCAAAAGAUAAGUAACAAUUUUAUAAAAAACUGUUAUAAGUGUGGUUCUAAUCAUAGUUUAAACAAGUGUCCGGCUUAUGGAUUACGGUGUAAAAUUUGUAAUAAGUUUAACCAUUUUGCAAAAGUUUGUAAUGCUAAUAGUUAUAGAAACAGAGUCCAUAAUGUAAAUGUCCAUCAAAGUGAUACCGAUUCAGAUUCUGAUUUUUCGCCAGAUCAGUUUUUUCUAAAUAAUAUAAAUGAAAAGUCUUCAGAAAAGUGGUAUGAAGACUGUUUUAUAAAUAAUAAAAUAAUUGUAUCUUUUAGAUUAGACUCAGGAGCAGACUGUUGUGUUUUGCCAUACACUUAUUUUAAAAAAUUAAAUAUUCAAACUUCUGAACUUACUAGUAGCACCAAUAAAAUUACUGAUUAUAAUGGAAAAAUAAUAAAUACAGUAGGAAGUGUAUAUUUAAAAGUCAGGCAAUGCAAAAAUAAAGAAAAUAUAGCUAAAUUGAAAUUUUAUAUUGUUAAAACACAUAAUGAUGCAAUACUUGGCCUUGAUGCCUGUAUAAUGUUAAAUUUAAUUCAGAAAAAUAAUAUUAAUGUAAUAAAUGAUAAUUUACACAAUGAUAUUGAGAGUAUUAGUCAAAUAAUUCAUGAAUAUGAUGAUGCUUUUAGGGGUGUAGGAUGUUUGAAAGGUAAACAUACCAUAAAAAUUGAUGAGAAAGUAGCCCCCAGAGUCCAUCCACCUAGAAAGGUACCAUUUGCAAUGCAUGACAAACUGAUGGAGAAACUGAAGGAGCUGGAAAGACUUGAGAUAAUUAGAAAAGUGACAGAACCAACGGAUUGGCGAAUGUUGAAUUAUUAUCUUAGGAAGGGAGAUGUCAUGAUGACAUCAUUUAGAUGGCUGGCAUUCGCUAGAAAUUGCCUAUUCAAUAAAGUGAAAAAAAGAGAAGAGGAGGGAGCACCCCUCUCAGAUGUCAAUUUGAACCAUGUGUUUUAUUAAUUUUAUUUCAUCCUAUAAUUACCCAAUUAAUCGAAACAAAAGUAAGUAA
Diabrotica virgifera virgifera (western corn rootworm) is the source of this 1276-nucleotide messenger RNA. RefSeq lists its product as uncharacterized. The coding region runs from base 1 to 1227 and encodes 408 amino acids. The record is from RefSeq and is a predicted model, not a curated record. The transcript is spliced from 2 exons. Lineage: Eukaryota; Metazoa; Arthropoda; Insecta; Coleoptera; Chrysomelidae.